Messenger RNA from Diaporthe batatas, 2763 nucleotides. RefSeq lists its product as uncharacterized. The record is from RefSeq and is a predicted model, not a curated record. The transcript has 3 exons. The coding region runs from base 481 to 1851 and encodes 456 amino acids. NCBI's taxonomy places the organism in Eukaryota, Fungi, Ascomycota, Sordariomycetes, Diaporthales, Diaporthaceae.
GUGUCUACUACAUGACGGGAAACAUCAACACGAUCUCCCUUUUUCUAACACGUAGACCACCAUGAUCAUAUUCCGGCCUUGAACCAGAACCCUCCUUUUCCACGUCGAUAGCCAGACUCCUCUGAAGGUGGGCUUCGGGGCAUAGGGCACCCAUGGGCUCUCUGCUCUCAGAGUUCCUAGUUCAGUUGUGUCAGCUGCCUGGUCGAAAGCCGUCUUGUCCGCGACUGCCGUCGCCCUCCUUCAUCCCAGGACUUGGAUGAGUCGCCUUGAGCAACUCGCCUUGCGUCUCCAACCACCUGCUGUUGUGAUUACAUCCCGUUCCACUGCAUGUGAUCGGGACUCGCUAUCGCAUUCUCAGCACCUCCAGCACAUCGCAACCACCGACCAAAACAGCUAGACUCGAUUGGCGAUCUACAACUACCAUCGACGAGACCACAUAUCAACACCUGUCGUCUCCAAACCGCAGUCACCGUUGCCAGCAUGUCAGACAACCUUUGUGGGCCCUCCGUCCCGACCAAGGGCCUGCUUGGCCAUCUCGACCGUGAUCGCUCCCUUCAGCAGGACCGCGUCGCGGGCUCUCCUGCCUCCGCCGCCGGCUCUUUUCGAACAAGUACCCAGGGCAUUUCCAACACAGCCGCUGGGGAUGCCUCUUUUGCCAAGUUCACCGGCGCCUCGCCUCAGCUUCGUCCUCAGGCCAGUGCAGACUCCCCUGCUCUGGUCAAACCACAAGGCAACCCCAAUCAUAACCCUUUUCUUUGGAUGCAGUACCAACAUCGCUAUCGCGGCCGCGUAGACAUCCCCUUGGAAGGCAGGGACCAGAUCGAUCUUGAGAACCAUGUCAACCCCCCUAUUCCUGCACGUCGUGGCGGAAUCGAGCACCAGCGCCCAAGUGCAGCUCUGCAGGCCGCCAAUACUUCCUGGGUCGAUGACUUCAGGCGUGCGCAAGAGGAGACGUCCCUGAGCCAAGGGAUGGGCGCGUUGCGCUUGAACUCCAUGCAGGCAAUGCCCAUCGCCGCUCCUUACGGCCAACCCGCAUUUGCAGCACCUGGUAGCUACCACUACCCAGUCGGUCAGCCAAUGAUGCAAGGAAAUGUCGCUUCUCCGUAUGCCCCUCCUCAUAUGAUGCCCGCCCAUGCUCCUCCAGGCUUCUUGCCGGCUUUCGCGCAAGGGGGCCAACAGCUUCCUGAGGAUCAGCCAGCUCAAGAAGCCCAGGUUGCUCCACAUGGUUAUUCUGCCACAGGCACAGCCCAGGCCGGCGGGAAUGGUCUGCCAUUCAGCCACUACCCCCAGAACCUAGCCUUGGCCGCCAACACAGAGGAAGCCCUCGGCGCGGCAUUCGCGGCCUACGACCGGGAAUUCGAGCAGGAAAUGGAUCAGUGGGUGGCCACUCAUGGGCCCGAGGAUCGCGAGGAUCACGAGGCAGUCAUGACCGAACACGCCGAGAAACUGGAUGCUAAGCGCAGGGAGAAUGACCCAGCCGUCAUGUCGCAGCUGGAUCCCAAGAACCGUUUCAACCAAAAGAGGCGGGAGGAUAUGGAACUUCAGUCGUAUGCGGCACGCAUCUUGAACACCAUGGUAUCAAGCGACAAUGAGAAGUUCCGCGGCUCUUCCUUCACCGACCUGAUGCGCCGCAUCGUCAAUCGCGAGGUCGUGGUUGAGGGUGACGAUCUCAUCGAUGUUGCCACAGGCAACCCUACCGACCUGACCCCUCGAGACCUAAAGCCUGUCAUCCAGGUGCCCGACGUGCCCCCGACAUUCAUACCCCCCUCGGACGCAGAACUCAGGUCGAGGCAGGAGGCAGAUCCCAAGGGGAAGGGGCCAGCCGUGGCGGAGAACCCGGGAACUGCCUGAAGGGGGCCAGACGUCCAGACGGAAGUGGUGAGGGCUGACGUUUGGAACCUGUCGCCCGUUUGGAAACCAUCCAAGUUGUCCAUGUCUCCUACAGGGGCAGGAGACCAAGCAGAAGACGAACCGGACCACUGGGGCUCUCGUACCACCUUUCUCGCGUCCCCAUGCACCGGAUACCAUGGAAUCCAAGUCCCCGCCGCCAGCAGCGAGUCACAGGGCAUUACUGAUCCAGAGCCGCACGUUGUCGACGGAAGGGCUGAGGAAAUGCGAGACCUUGCAGAACUCGCAAUUGGCGAGCUGAAGCAAUUUACACCUUUGACGUCACCUUUGCCGCCAUCGUCACCGAUGCGGGUGGCGUCGCCACAUGAGGCCGGCGGCAAGAUCCCGCGAUGAUUGUUGAUUUUGAACUGCUUCUUGUUUUGUCCAGUUCUCCCAUCUGUCUGUGCACCCCCUCCGUACAUCUUCAAAACUGUUCCGAGCUCCUCCGUCAAUUGAUUGCAUGAGCACCACCAGGCCGAGUUGCCGGCCCCGAACCCCAGGAGGCAUUGCCACUUGUUCAUAUUCUUGUUUCUUUGUUUUGCAUCUUGCGAUUUCCUUGGACUGAUAGCACCAUCACCGGCGGCGUUGGAAAACAGGAUGGUUCACAUAUGUUGGCUGCGUCAUGGGGCCGAGCACAAGAGCUACGAUGUUGGAUAUCGAGGCUCUUCCUGCCGUGAAUGUAGAUUACAAGAUGUCUGUGAGUUUCUUCAGGGUGGCUGGAGCAGGUGGCUCACGAAAUCAAGUUACGGAGCCCUUUGGUAGCGUAGGGGUUGACGAUUGUCUUCCUCAUCGCAUAUUAGUGGCCACUGCGCGCAACUGUACAGUACUGCAGACAAGCAAUUGACUGCCCAGCCUUCGCAUGACGUAUCUCUUUAG